AUGGCGACAUUACAACACUCUGCUUCGAUGACGCCGUCGCGCAACAGCAACAAGGGCCUUGCUUCACCCGACACAACGCCUUGCACAUCACAGGCGCCUGUCGUCACCCCACGCAAAAGACGUCCGCAGCGCAUCUACCGACCAGACAAGAACUCUCUCUACGACAUCUUCCAACAGCACUCGGGCGAAACCCUUUUCGUGCGUCCUAUUUGCUGGACCGAUCAGCACGCUCAUCUUCUCGGCGCGCGAUGGGAGGAACAACCUCCUUGCGACACCCCUCAACCUGCGGCAGCCCCAGGCACGCCGCCAUCGCGAGGUCAUCUCAGCCCAUCGAAUACCAUCAUGACUCUCAGCAACGCGCUUACGCAGAUUCUUUUGCCCGAUUCGAUGCAUCCCAUCAUCGCCUCUAAUGCUGUCAAGACGGUUUUGACGACAAUGUGGCCCAACGCCUUUGGCAAGACGCAUUUUCUACCCGAACUUCAUCUGUACUUUGGUGGCCGCGUUUAUCGUGAUUCUGUGCGUGCGCAAAUACUCUGGAAUUACCCUACCGACGAGGCAAAGUCUUCAUACUCGUCCUUCAAAUCAGUCUCAACGCGACCUGCCGAGUCCUUCAACAUCUCAACACAGUCAUCGCCCAAUCAGAGCUUCCCCAACAUGCCCAUGAUCUGCUACAUUGGUAAGACCCAACUGGCGUCAGUGCGAACCAACCUUUUCCGUAUCGCAUCUGGUCCAAAAAGGACAUGGAACGAGCCCGUGUUUCGCCUUCAACAACUCCGAGCUCGCAUGCUUGUCCCUUCAAAUUCGGAUCACGAUGCGCAUUUUGUUGGUGUCUUUUUGGGAAUGGCGCAAAAGUAUUUUUACACUUCCCCACCUCCUUCUGGCAGACGCGACUCACGCAUGGCUCCGGGACAAGGCAUCCCUCCAUGUCCCAACUUCCACAACCUCAAGUUGAAGAUCCUCACCCACGACACAGAGACGGCUGAGUUCAUUGUGCACACUGGUUACAUAACCAAGGAAUUUUUGGAAAAGUUUCACGAUCCUUUCAAGGCCCCGCCCAACGACGACGAUGCUGUUGUUUCGGGCAUCAAGAUUGAAUACACAAGAGUACCCAUCUGGCCAAUUCUAGGUCUACGAGAGCGACUUGGCAAGGCUCUGGGCCAGGAGAUCGUUGGUCCUUUCAACCCAGAUGAGAUAGAGACUUGGGAGAAAGAUCCCGAGAGACCUGGCGGCGAAAAGCGCAAGCGAGAAGUCUAUGUCAACAGUAGCUUCGACGACGAAGAAACAACGGAGGAAGCGUCCCCAAAGAAGCAAUGUCUGAAGGGAGGCAAACCGAUGGGUUUGGUGAUAUGA
This is a messenger RNA of Fusarium pseudograminearum CS3096, 1350 nucleotides long. RefSeq lists its product as uncharacterized. The transcript has a single exon. Bases 1 to 1350 code for a protein of 449 amino acids. The record is from RefSeq and is a predicted model, not a curated record. NCBI's taxonomy places the organism in Eukaryota, Fungi, Ascomycota, Sordariomycetes, Hypocreales, Nectriaceae.